Molecule: messenger RNA, 2635 nt
Organism: Struthio camelus australis
Lineage: Eukaryota; Metazoa; Chordata; Aves; Struthioniformes; Struthionidae
Source: RefSeq, a predicted model, not a curated record
UCCGCAUCAUGGAUAAGAAGGCGCUUGAAUCCUCGUUUUUUGAAGAGCGCACGUUUCAGUUACAGAACUUGCUGCCUUCGCUGCCAGUGCCUCCCCUUGAUGAAUCUUUAAAGAAAUACCUCGAAGCAGUGAAGCCAUUUCUAAAUCAAGAAGAAUAUCAAAGAACUGAGGAUAUAGUUAAAAAAUUUGAAAAUGGGAUUGGAAAAGAGUUGCAUCAGAAAUUACUGGAAAGAGCUAAAACAAGAAGGAAUUGGCUGGAGGACUGGUGGCUGAAUGUGGCUUAUCUUGAUCUUCGCAUAUCAACGCAAAUAUACUGUAACAUUGGAGGCCCUGGCCCCUUUAUUGAAAACUACUGGCCAGCCAAAGAAGGCACUCAGAUAGAGAGAGCAUGUGUUUAUAUAUGGCACACCCUGAAAUACUGGAAUCUAUUAAGAGCAGAGAAGGUGGCAACAGAGAGAUCUGGGAAUGCUAUUUUGGACAUGAACCAAUUCCGAAUGCUCUUUUGCACUUGCAAGAUUCCUGGAGUUACCAGAGACUCAAUCUGCAAUUAUUUUAAAACUGAGACUGAAGGUGAAUGCCCGUCUCACUUAAUAGUCCUGUGUCGAGGCCGAGUGUUCGCCUUUGACGCUGUACAUGAAGGCAAUAUACUGACUUCUCCAGAGAUUUUCAGGCAACUUACAUAUAUCCAGAAAAAAUGCCAUAGUGAACCAGACGGACCAGGACUGGCAGCCUUAACAAGUGAGGAAAGGACGAAAUGGGCAGAGAUGCGUGAAUAUUUAAUUGAUCUUGAUCCAAAAAAUUUGACUCUUCUGGAAAAAAUUCAGAGAAGUUUGUUUGUGGUCUGCCUGGAUGAUUCUAGUCCCCAUGCAACUCCUGAAGACUACUCUGAGGUUACGAGGCUGGGGCUAACAGGUGAUCCCACUAUACGCUGGGGAGAUAAAUCCUACAAUAGCAUAUUCUUUUCCAAUGGAACCUGUAGUGCGUUCUGUGAUCAUUCCCCUUUGGAUGCCAUGGCUUUAAUUACCAUGUUAUCUUAUGCCGAAGGCAAGAUUAUUGAAAAUGAGGGAAGGUGGAAGGGAUCAGAUAAAGUAAGGGAUAUUCCAUGGCCAGAGGAACUUGUAUUCACAGUGGACCAAAAAAUUAUAAAUGAAAUUGGACGUGCUAAGGAAUCAUAUUACAAAAAGGUAUCUGACCUGCAACUAGUGAAUUAUGCCUUCACGUCCUUUGGAAAAGCAUUGAUUAGGAAGAAGAAACUUCACCCCGAUACAUUUGUGCAGCUUGCCCUCCAGCUGGCUUAUUACAAAUGUCAUGGCCGUCCGGGCUGCUGCUAUGAAACUGCCAUGACCAGGCGUUUCUAUCAUGGCCGCACAGAGACCAUAAGAUCAUGCACUGUGGAAGCAGUGGAGUGGUGCAAAUCCAUGCUGGAUCCUUCUGCCAGUGCUUAUCAACGUAUUUGCAUUUCUUUGACAGGAUUUGAUCGUCAUCUUCUGGGUCUCCUACUCAUAGCACAGGAGCAAGGACUCCCAGUGCCAGAACUUUUUGUGGAUACUGCGUUUGCAACUAGUGGAGGAGGUGGGAAUUUCGUUCUUUCAACUAGUCUGACUGGCUACACUAGUUUUAAUGGAUCUGCACUUCCUAUGGUGCAUCAUGGCUAUGGCUUUUUUUAUUCAAUCAGAAAUGACAGGAUUGUUGUCACCUGUUCUUCCUGGAAAUCAUGUCCAGAGACUGAUGCGGAAGUGCUAUGUAGAACUGUGUUCCAGUGUUUUCAGGACAUGUUACAAUUAACAAUUACAGCUCAGCUGUAAAGUUGGUAAUGAUGUAAAAGAGCCCUUGCAAGCUCACAAAUUAUGUGUAGUACUUAUAAAUGAAAUGCUAGGCAAGAAAACUGUUAUAUUCAUAUUAAGACAUUUAAAGAUCUUUAUUAAGUCUACCUAUUUUUAUGGGAUUUACUGGUAGCAGUACCCAUUUAAGAGUGAUGUAGCCAUUUGCAACAUCAAUGCAAGUAGUAGUACCUUAUCUGUGUAGAACUAUGCAAUAUUAAAGUAUGCCUCAACAAUGCAAGUGUAUUUGAGAGACAUGGCAUUGGAUAUGGAGAAUUUAUGGAAUUUUGUAUUUGUGAUCUUAGUAACAUGUAGAGUACUUUUGUAAUCUACAGAUAUUGUUUACUUCAGUGGAGCACUUAAAUGUAUGUCAGAGUAACCACACUGUCCUCAUAGGUGAUUGUGCUUCCUAUUCAUAGUGGUUUAUGAAAUAGAAGGGCUGUCUUCAUCAGGCUAUGCUUUAUUUUAUGAAUGGGUUAUCUUUCACUUUUGCUAUUGGAAUUAUAUCAAACGAAUGUUCUAUCCAUGAGUGGGGGUGUUCCCACAACAUUUGUUAUAUAGGAACACUACAAUCUGAAAUAUUAUUGAGAACUCCUUUUUCAAAAUAAAAACAGAAAGCAGGAUAUUAAUGGCAAGUUCCAUAGAGUUUACAUCUCCUAGUGAACUGUGAAUCUCUCUGCUGCUUUACACUAAUAAUACACAAUAAAAGUAAGCACUGAAUGCAGUUUGAUAAGUUUCUCAGGAUUUUAAGAUUCUUGAUUCCUCUGUUUGAGUAGCUUUGUGUUUUUCUCUUAUUAAAGCACUUCCAAAAAUCA